UGACGGCUACCCAAGGUAGCUUACGUUAGCCAUUCGUCGAUGUACAUUGUAGGAUACGGUAGGAUAACGGUUGUACUUUUAGUCUGAUAUGAUAUUAUAGUAAAAUUCCUUUUCCCGGUCGAUGUUUAUGGAUUUCCAGAAGUUGACGUGUCUUUGAACGGACUUCCAGGUAACGUAACGUAACGAAAAAUGCCUUUGCAUGGGAAAAUAGUCGUGGUUAAGAGGAGUGGAGGAGAUGGGACUGAGUUUCCUCUUACUGCAACAUGCUUGUUCGGAAGGAAGCCUGACUGCGAUAUUCGUAUUCAGCUUCCUCAGGUCUCCAAGGAGCAUUGCAGGAUUGACCUGAAUGAAAAUAAAGAGGUCAUUUUGACUAAUUUGAGCUCAGUGAAUCCAACUCGUGUCAACGGAGAGGCUUUGCAGCAGUCUGAGCGUUUGAAGCACGGAGACUUGAUAACAAUUAUUGACCGUUCUUUCAGGUUUGAGUACCCUCCAGCACCCACACCAAAGAAGAGGUCUUCCAUAGGAGGCAAAACUGAAACCUUCAAAGUUCUUAAAGAUCAGCAAGUGGGGGACACUGUGACCACUGAAGCAGGAGAAAAGAGGAUCUCUGAAGUGCACACAGACCCUCAUCUGAAAGAUGGAACUAACCAUGACAACAUCCAGCGAUCCCUGGAGAAAACUAUGGAGUUGGAGUCAAAGGGGGACGAUAGCCUGCUGCAAAACAAGACCGCCUCCCCCUUCAAUGAUCUGUAUCAAAUGAUCAAGAAAUCUCUGGAUGUCAAGACCCCUCGAAAAUCUUCUGCCAGUCUCCUCCAAACACCUACUUCCAGGUUUUGCACUCCAAAACCUUGUUCAGUCAGGAAAAAUGAUGGAAAACCGGCCACUUCCACAGAAGACAAAAGCACUCCUAAGAAGGAUGAAGCUAAAGUCACUUCUGGAGCUGAUGAAACUACUGAAGAGGCUGAAAAUAUAAGUAAGGGGACCCCAAAGUCUGUUAAGAAGCAGAGGAAGUCCUUCCAGGUUCCUAAUACUGAGAUGGCCAGACCAGAAGCUGAAAAUUCUGCCACGCCAGAGGCACCUUCAGCCCAGAAGAAAAGUCGUGCAACCCCCCAGAGGUUCACUGUGUCUGAGGUUAUUGAGCAGGUUUCCACUGAAACGCCCAAGUCACCUAUGAGAAGGAGAAGCAAGGACGCCACACCAGCCAAACCUUCAGUGGCAUCUCCCAAAACAGAGCCGGUUCGAAAGGCAUCACCAAGAAACUCAGGGAAAGUUGAAAAAGUGCAAGAGAAGGCCAAAAAACGCGAAAGUGGAGAACUUGCCGCUGACUUGCCCUCACAACAAAUGAAGAAGAAACGGGUUUCCUUUGGAGGUCAGCUGAGUCCUGAGUUAUUUGACAAACGGCUGCCUCCUGACUCUCCGUUAUGCAAGGGUGCUGCUCCACGGAGAAGCUUGUGUCUGUUGAAACCCAAACUGUCACUCCUUAGACGAGCAUCAGCCAUUGGCCUGCUACAGGAAAGUCCAAAAACAGGAACUCCAUCACCUAAAAAGUCAAGUGCCAAGAAUGCUUCUCCUAAGACUCCAACACCUGGAAAGAACUCACCAAAAUCCAGGUCUCCAUCUCCCAAGGCAGCAACUCCUGCACAGAAGUCACCAAAGUCAAGGACCCCUUCUCCCAAGGCAGCAACUCCUGCAAACAAGUCACCAAAAUCCAAGAAUCCAUCUCCUUCUAGAAACAAAGUGGAGACUCCUAAGGCCAGCAAACAGCCAACACCAGGAGUCCAGACCCCUACAGUACAAGGUCGCUUCUCUGUGUCACGGAUCAGCACACCAUCUCCAGUUGCAGAAGAGGCUGUUACUGAAGUCACUGUAACUCCUAAAUUGCCCCUGAGGAGGAAGAGCAUGAAGAGCGCCUCACGGAAGACUCCCAGUAUGGCAAAGAGUGCUGUAAAAGUAAUGCUUAGAAGAAGUGGAGUUUCACGGGCAUCUAUGAAAGUCAAAAGUUCCUGGGCAGACACUGUGAAAUUUGGACAAAGUAAGGCUCAAGUGGUUGUUCCGGCAAAAAAAACUGUCACCAAAAAGACAGUGAAGAAGGCUGUGUCCAAACCACAGACCCCUGCAAGAAAACUCAUUGACCACGUCAGCACUGGACAUGCAAAUUCACCUGUUACAAUUGUUGUGGGCAGAGCUCAUAAACAAAAUGUUGUACAUUCAACUGGUGCUGCUCCAAGACUGGUCACCAAUACUGCCCUCCCCAAAAAGAGCAUGAAAAUGGACGAGGACUUGACUGGACUUUCUGAAAUGUAUAAAACCCCUGUAAACGUGAGGAUGAGAUCUGCUAUAAUCAAUGAGAACAGUGCCAUGAAGACACCAAUGAUCGGUCUGGGCACAUCUGUGGUUGAACCAUCAGUGUUGAACACACCAGAGGAGCCAGAUGAAAUGAUGGUGUCACCACUUAGUGUUUCGUCUACAGUAAAAGACGUAAAAUACAGCAACGAGGCAGUCCAACGCUUCCUUAAUGGAGAUCAAGAAUCUAGCUUUGUCAGCGCCAUCCCUGCCAUGGAGACUCACUCCGAUGAUUCUGGUGAACCGCAGUGCACAGAUUUGAAGACAACCUCUGUAACAACUCCCAAACAGAAGCCAGAAUUACCAGAGUGUCUCACUGGAGUGAAGAGGAUCAUGAAGACGCCAAGACAGAAGGCUGAACCUGUCGAGGACUUGAGAGGGAGACUUCUCAAAACUCCUAAACAGAAGCCUCAACAGCAGGAGUGUCUCACUGGAGUGAAGAGAAUCAUGAAGACCCCAAGACAGAAAGCUGAGCCUGUUGAAGACCUGCGAGGGAAUAUUUUGAAGACUCCUAAGCAGAAACCUGAACAACAAGAGUGCCUCACCGGAGUUAAGAGAAUUUUCGAGACCCCACAACAGGAGGCUGAACUCUUCGAAGACCUUCAAGAAAACGCUCUGAAAACUCCCAAAGCUCUAGAUGCUGGUGACGCAAGUUUGGUUGCUGUUAAGGAAAUUGUGGAGACACCAGCACACAUGCAAGAAUCUGAAAUUAAAGACCUGAAAACCCCCAACGUGAAGAGCUCCCCAUUGGUAUGUCUUACGGGUAUCAAGAGAAUAAUGAAGACGCCUAAGGAGAAGAGUGCUGCAGUUGAGGACUUUGAGGGACUUCAGGAGCUCAUGGAGGAGCCACUGUCUGAUCCCACAGGACAAACAGAGACACAUGAGGUUGAAGAUCAAACACCAGAUUGUGAUACAGAUGUUGCAAAAGAACUAGACUUUGCGCAUGAGGAGCCACAAGAGGAUGUGCCAUCAGAUGUGAUCGAUAAUGUUCCCCAACUUGAGAUGGAAAAGGAAGCGGAUGCCAAUGAAGUUGUAGGUGAUGACCACUUACAGGAGGUGCCAAGCGUACAAAAUGAAUCAUCAGAAGCCAUGGAAACUCUCUCUCAAGCAGCAGUGGAUGAGAAUUUACCUGUGGAUGCAGUGCAUGAGACUGUAUCUGAAGAACAACCUAAAGUGGAGACUGCUACUGGCAACGUCUCAGAAAUGGAGACAACUGCAACAGAUAUUGACCAUGAGAAGAAACCCGUUCGGGGCAGAAGGGCAAAAACGGUGGAAUCCAAAUCACCUGAUGAUGAACAGGAGGCAACAGAACAUUCUGAAGAUCCUGUUGUCCCCACUCCAGUCAGAGGAAGAAGAGGGAAGAAAACUGAAGCUGCAGCACCACCCGCUGUUAGGCAAACGACAAGAAGCAGAAAUGCAAAGACCACUGAAAGCAAGGAUGCUGAGCUUGCCAUGGAGAAAACUGCCUCUGUGCCUUCCAAAGUCGACCUUAAGCCUAAAAGAGGAAGAAAUGCCAAAAAAGCUUCUGAUGAUCAAGCCGAAAUGGUCCAAGAGUUUGCAGCUGAAACUGAAACGGUGCCAGAACCUGAGAGUGAGCAGAGUGUUCCAGUUGAUGUCAACCAUGAAGCAAAUGAAGCACCCCUUGAGAAGGCUGUGUUGAAACCCAAGAGAGGAAGAAAAACUAAACAACCUGUGCCAGAGCAGGAAGAUGUGCCUUGUACUCACAGUGACAAUGUUCCUAAUGCUGACGCAGCAAAAGAAUCUGAGUCUAAUGAAGUCUACAGUGAUCAGCUGGAGGUGGCGCCCAGUGGAAGUGAUGAAAAUAAAUCAUCAGAUGUCAUGGACACCCAGGCACCUGCAACUGAGAGCUUACCUGAAGUGGAGACUUGCACAGUCACAGAAAUGGAUGCAGCUGUCGUUCAGAAGAAAUCUGUUAGAGGCAGACGGGCGAAAGUGGUGGAAUCUAAAGAUCCUGUUGUCCCUGCUCCAGUCAGAGGAAGAAGAGGGAAGAAAACUGAAGCUACUGCACCACCUGCUGUUAGACAAACGUCAAGACGCAAAAAUGCUAAAUCUCAAGAAAGCACCUCUGAUCAACCUGAAAUGCUACCAGAGAAAGCUGUGGAAACACUGGUGACUGAGAAUUCCAAUGAAGCAGUGAGUGACCAGACUUCUCCCAUAAAUACCCACCAAGAUGAAAAUGAUUGCGUACCCCCUGCAGAGGAAGCUGUCGUGAAGCCCAUUAGAGGUAGAAAAACUAAACCAACACCGGUUGAGCCACCUCAACCAGAGCAGGAGAAAAGUGAAGUUGUGAGUGAUGAGCAGCUUAUGGCAGAAGCUCAGCCUCAAAAGACCAAUUCUACUCUUGGGAAACCCAGACGAGGGAGAAAGACAAAACCUGAUCCUGUUGAAGAAAAUGAGGUGGCAGAAGACACAGUUGUCACUGUGGAGACCAAACCACUGUCUCAGCCUCCAGUCAGGGCCAAGAGGGGAAGAAAUACCAAACAGGAAGAAGAAAAGCUAGAGAACGAUGAGAAGACAACUUCAGCUGAGACAGCUAAAUCCCAGGAGCCAGUUAAGAAAUUGAGGAGAACCAGGAAGGCAGAGCCAGAACAUGUAGAACCAAGAGAAGAAGUCCAAACUGUUGAGGUUGUUCCAGAGGAACCUAAAGCUCCGUUGGUUGCUGAGCCAGUGAAGAUGGAUGAACAGGCUACCGUGGCUGCAAAACCCAGGAGAGGAGGGCGGAAAGCAAAAGCAGACACUGAGAGUGAAAGCCCUGCUGAAUUCACUGAAGUCCAAGAGAUCCCCACAGUCAGCUCCACAGACAAACCCAAACGGGGUAGGAGAGGGAAACAAGUUGCUGUUGUACCAGAGGAGAAACCUGAGCUGGAGGCUGAAGAGCAGAAGACAGCUGAGCUGGAUGCUCCAGUCAUUAAACAUAGCAGAGCAAGGGGGGUGAAAAAUGAGGUUUCACAAGCCAUUCCAGCCAAGAGAGCCCACCGUGGUGCGACUCUUCCCGUCAAGGAGACUAACGCAGAAUCCACAGUCCAGGUAUCAGAGGCUGCACCAGCUUCAGUAGAGCCAGCCAAAAGGGGGAGACGUGCAGCAGCAAAGCCCACAACAGAUGAUGCCAGUCCCACUGAAGAUUUAAGCAAUGCUGUCGUGGAAGACACAAAAAUGUCCAAAAGAUCUGUCAAGUGGAAAAGUGACUUGGAAGUCUUCAACAUUCCAAAAGGAACACCUGUAAAGGCGGUCCGAGGGAGGAAAUCAAAACUUGGAGACCAAGUUGAAAGCAAAAAUGUGUCGGAAGAUGCCAGCAAAACUGAAGAGAAGGAUCUCUCAGAUAAAGUUGUCGAAGCUCAGCCCGCCAAGAGAGCCAGGCGAGGGGCAAAGGUCGCUGAUGUAACCAUUGACGAAGCGGAGUCCACAAGCGAGGUGAAAGGUGUUGAGGCUGAGACGCAGCCAAAAACCAGAAGAGGAAGAUCAGUAAAGAAAUAAAAGCCUUUGUAUAUAUUCAGAAUCAUAAUGGUUUUUUUCCCCUUUUAAAAUCUUUUUGUACUUGUCAUUUUUUAGAUUGUACUGUGUUUUAGAAAGUAGUUUUAUAGACUGAAAUGAAGCACUGCUUUUUUUUUUUGUUUUCAAUUCAGCAGGGAAUCUCGUAUUAACCAUAUAUGUUGUGACAAGUUGUAUGUUAUUCUUUACUUCAUUACAUUGCAGAUAUUUUUAUGGUGAAAAAAGUUAUUAAAUUUUGUGUACAAUGGAAAAAAAAAA
This is a messenger RNA of Dicentrarchus labrax (European seabass), 6111 nucleotides long. RefSeq names its product marker of proliferation Ki-67 (gene mki67). Gene Ontology annotation, biological process: regulation of chromosome segregation; regulation of mitotic nuclear division. The transcript is spliced from 17 exons. The record is from RefSeq and is a predicted model, not a curated record. Gene Ontology annotation, molecular function: protein binding. Gene Ontology annotation, cellular component: nucleus; chromosome. Bases 190 to 5838 code for a protein of 1882 amino acids. Lineage: Eukaryota; Metazoa; Chordata; Actinopteri; Moronidae.